Messenger RNA from Filobasidium floriforme, 682 nucleotides. RefSeq lists its product as uncharacterized. The record is from RefSeq and is a predicted model, not a curated record. Gene Ontology annotation, biological process: double-strand break repair via homologous recombination. The transcript is spliced from 5 exons. Gene Ontology annotation, cellular component: Shu complex. Gene Ontology annotation, molecular function: zinc ion binding. Bases 104 to 640 code for a protein of 178 amino acids. Lineage: Eukaryota; Fungi; Basidiomycota; Tremellomycetes; Filobasidiales; Filobasidiaceae.
CUACUGUAGUCACAUGACACCGACUUUUGCUUUGAUGCGCGUCGCCUUCUUCCCCGCCACAAAGUAAAUAGUCUCGGUCGGGGCGUGAUGACGAAGAUGGCAGAUGUGGCACAAGGGAUCGCUCUUUCGAAGUACUUACCGAACCCAGCAAUUCGCUGCCCUCUUCAGCUGUAUCGGUGCAGAUAGGCCCGAUUUCGUAUGGUUCCAUGAUCCUAUGGCCGGUGAACCACGCGACCUGUAUGCGCAGGUGGUCGAGACGGCUCUAGAUAGGAUCAACAAUGACUGUCCUACCGAUGAUGACCUCUCAGCCCUGAGUUUCAUAUUCGGCCCGAUGCUCAUGCCGGCCCUGACAUUAGUAGAUCGCGGAGAUGUCAACAAGAUCAGCCUGCCCAAUGGUCGUCAGCUUUACAGGGUCACCGGCACCAAGGGGAAAUCUUAUACAGUCUAUCCGGCGGACGUUCGACAAGCCAAUGCAUACUGCCCUUGUGCCGCAUUCACCUAUUCAUGCCUCGUUGCGGAGCAACAGCUCAUGUGUAAACACGUCCUGGCCGUGAGAAUAGCGGAAAAGACCGGACGAUGUAAAGCAAUCGUCUCAGGUAGAGACGGGGUGGCAGAUCUCCUGCCCGGUUUCAGAGCCUAGAUCGUUUACCCAACAUCUCCCAUACCAGCUUCGAAAACGGAC